AUGGAAUCUCUGUCAGUCGUGAAGUUAGUUCUUCGGGGUGAACCGGGUUUACAUGGUCCCCAGGGUAACUUCGUCUUACUGUAUGAUGGCGACGGCGAAAUCACAUUUGCCCUGGUAUCACACACAGUGCACUACAAUGGAAAAGGCCGUAAGAUCAUCGAGUUUCACGAAAACGAUGGAGGAAUUGCCAUCAAGAUCAUGAGAACCAACGAAAACAACCCUGUCCACAACAUCCGGUUGAUCAUGCCUGGAUUUGAGGACAGGCACGAGUUGUUCCCCUUCUACCCCCCCUUCAUAGAAAACCUCAAAAGAUACUCGGAGUUAAGGUUCAUGGACUUCCUUGCCACAAAUGCACACACGCCUGAACCAACCACGUGGUCAACAAGACGCCUGAAGACUUUCCACACACAGACCGGAAGUGAGGGCGGUGCCAUCGAGUACGCCAUCCUCUUGGCCAACAUUCUUGGGGCAGAUCCCUGGUUCUGUCAGCCCCAUGCGGCGGAUGACGACUUCCUGAACAGAUUUGCGCGUAUGGCACUGUCGGAUUUACGUCCGGAUGUUAAGGUGUACGUUGAAUAUUCAAAUGAAGUGUGGAACGGCAUUUUCCGGCAAACAACUUACAACAAAGAGCAGGGAAUGAAGCUAGGUCUGGACACACAGGACUGGAAGGCAGGUGGAAAAUAUUACAACAAACGAGCAACCGAGGUUGCCGACAUAUGGACAUCUGUUCUUGGAAACAGAGUCAUCCCCGUUUGGGCAUGGCAGACAGGGUUUUAUGACUUCACGCGACAGAUCUUCGAAGACCUCGGAACAAGAGCGGCACAUUUCAAAGCAUACGCCAUAACAGGCUACUUUGACUGCGACCAGGUGACUGGCACCAAACAUAGUGACGCCACAGAUCAACCACCGAGUUGA
Messenger RNA from Dreissena polymorpha, 915 nucleotides. RefSeq lists its product as uncharacterized. The record is from RefSeq and is a predicted model, not a curated record. The coding region runs from base 1 to 915 and encodes 304 amino acids. Lineage: Eukaryota; Metazoa; Mollusca; Bivalvia; Myida; Dreissenidae. The transcript has 7 exons.